Dichotomopilus funicola is the source of this 1920-nucleotide messenger RNA. RefSeq lists its product as uncharacterized. Gene Ontology annotation, molecular function: mRNA binding. Gene Ontology annotation, cellular component: nucleus; ribonucleoprotein complex; cytoplasm. The coding region runs from base 1 to 1920 and encodes 639 amino acids. The record is from RefSeq and is a predicted model, not a curated record. The transcript has 3 exons. Lineage: Eukaryota; Fungi; Ascomycota; Sordariomycetes; Sordariales; Chaetomiaceae.
AUGAAUCAACAGCCCGAUCUCUAUUUUCCCGGGUAUGGGAUGAGCACCGCAAACCGGUCUCCGCGCUCAUCGAGACCGGGCUACAACACCACUACCGGGCAUUCCGGCGUGAACCGUAUGGACCAGCGCCAGAUGGAUCCUGUUGGCCAAGCUCCCAACGCCCUUUUCGCAACCGAAGACCGCUUCGGUUCCUACAAUGACAGCGCCUUCCGACACAAUCGGAUGCAGGCCUCACCGGGCUUUGCGGGGGACAACUUGAUCGGGAAUGCCCAAUGGGGUUAUAACCCAGGUGUGAACACCGUCACUGGUGCGUUGGGUGAAGGCAGGCUACGAUCAGGCGCUCGGAGAGCAAUUCCACAGGAGUGGACGAUGCCAGAACAGCCCGGGAUCGGAAAUCAAGCCCUGCCUCCCGUCCCCCCAGCCCAAUAUCCCGCCGUUGGCAGCUUCAACCCAGCCAUGGGCUUGAUGAACGGCGAUGCCACAUUUACAGGCGAACGUCACGGUUACCCAUCCGCCAUGUACGAUCCACGCCACGAGCCCAAGGCGCUCGGCAACGACCUGAUCCCGACUGCGAUCGUCAUCAAAAACAUUCCGUUCAACGUACGAAAGGAGAUGCUCACUACCAUCAUGUCUGAACUGGGCCUGCCCCAGCCAUAUGCGUUCAACUACCAUUUCGACAAUGGCAUAUUUCGUGGCCUCGCCUUCGCCAACUUCCAAAACCCAGUCGAUACCCAGACCGUCAUCGAGCAGCUAAACGGCUACGAGGUGCAAGGCAGGAAACUCAGGGUUGAGUACAAGAAGAUGCUGCCGGAGCAUGAAAGAGAGAGGAUUGAGCGGGAGAAGCGAGAGAAGCGCGGCCAGUUGGAGGAACAACAUCAGCCUAUGCCCUUGCAUUCUCAAUCCUCCAUGCACUCGCUUAACGCCGCCCACACCUCGAGGACUCGGAGCUCGCCGCUGCGCAAGUCCCCUGGGGAAGUCCCCACGAGAGGGGCCGCGUCGAAUCAGCAUGUCGGCCCGGGGGAUGUGGACCUGAACAACCCAGACACGCUGAGCUUUUACACGGAGCUGAUGCUCUUCAAGAGCGACCCGAGUCGGGAGAUCAUAGUGUUCCCCAGCACCAUCACGCCGCAACAGCGGCGGACGGUUCACAUCCUCGCUCACAACAUGGGUCUUGAACAUCGGUCUGUGGGCGAAGGCCAACACAGGCAGAUCCAUGUCAUCAAGGAUACAGGGGUCGCAGCCCCGGCCAUCCACAUGCCUCCUGGUGUUUCGGCCGAUGCCCACCGCCGUGGUCUGAGCCGCGCUGCCACGAUUGACUUUGCUGAGACACGCGGCAACGCACCCGGCCAGUUCAACACGCUUGGUCGGCAGGGUCGGCACGGCCCAACACUCGAGCUCCCCGACAGUCCCGACGGCGGGCUAAACGCGCUUCGUGGCGUCAAGUCGUUUGCCGACCUGCGGUCCUACACCCCGAGCCCUUCGCUAUCCACGACAUCGGGCUACCCUCAAGGGGGCAGCGGCUCUCACACUGCGAAUGUAGCUCAGUACGGUGAGUACAGCGCCAGCCUCGGCCAGCCCAGCGCUUUAACCACGCCAACGACUCCGGGCGCCGCGUCCAGCGCCGAACCAUCCAUGUUGAUCAAUGAGCUGGCGACCCUCAACCUCACCGAACCCUUCAACAACGGAGCUCGCCUGCGGCCUCGUGAGGCCCCCGGCGCCAUUGGGAGCCAGCGACCCGGCCUAAACGGCACCAGCACCCGCAGUGUACCGGAACGCCAGCCCCAUGGGCCCAGCGGUGAAUGGGGGGAGAAGAUCGGGUUUGGGGGACGAGGUCGGGCCAACGGGCACAUCCAAAGGGGAAGCGACUCCUCCGAUAAUGGAGUGCGUACCACAUCGUCAUCAACCUCGAGGUUCCAAUGA